Molecule: messenger RNA, 1849 nt
Organism: Lolium perenne
Lineage: Eukaryota; Viridiplantae; Streptophyta; Magnoliopsida; Poales; Poaceae
Source: RefSeq, a predicted model, not a curated record
AAGUCGCUGCCUCGCUGAGCGUGGAACCGCUCGUUCCCGUCCCAGAGGCAGACGAGGCACAGAAACAGAACCUUGGCGGCGGCGUGAGAGGAUUCCAGGGACCCGCCGGUGAGCCUCCCGCCGGCGAGCUGUCCCUGCACCUCGGGCCUGGGCGACAGCCGACAGAAGUUCCAUGGCGCGGCCGUUCAUCGGCUGAACUUUGGCGUGCAAGCGAACGACGACUGGUCGGGCGGCGAGCCGGCGGGGCGCUUCUCCUGUAGUCCUGUUCUUCCACUCCUGCCGGGUGAGGGGCUCGAUGUGUUUAGGCUGACUUCUUUUCAGCUUCUCGCCCGCUCCCCCGCAGGCGUCGCCGCUCGCCCUGCCGCCGCUGGCCGCUGCUCCCCCGCCGUCGGCACCGACCGCUGCUCUCCCGCAGGCGCCGACGCUCGCCCUGCCGCUGCUCCCCCCCGUCGGCGCCGCCGCUCACCCUGCUCCCCUGCCCCGUGGCUGUGGUUUGCGUCUCCUUCCAAGGUUUUCUCCCAGCGACCAAUCCAACCGUACGCCGGCGCCGCCCUGCAAGACCUGCCGCGUCGCCAUGGACCGCGAGGCGCUGCGCAUGGUCUUCUCGCCGGAGUUCUGGCGGAUGGGCGUUCUCUGGACCCUCUCCCUCCUCUACUCCUACCUCCUCCUGUUCCAACACGGCCGGACCGCCACCUAUCACCGCCGGAGAGAUGUAGGUGGCCGUGAUAGCGGCGGCGGCGGCGGCCGUCCCAUCUGCGUGGUCACCGGGGCGACGUCGGGGCUCGGCCAAGCGGCGGCUGCUGCGUUGGCGCGAGAGGGCUACUGCGUCGUGCUCGCUGGACGAUCUGCACAAUUGCUAUCUAAGACCACGCGAGAAAUUCGAAGGCAACAGCCUGAUGCCUGCCUUGAAGCGUUUCAAGUGGACUUGUCAUCUUACAUGUCAAUUAAGAAGUUCGAGACUUCGCUUAGUCAGUGGAUUCGAGACUCAAAUCGGGAGCCUUCCAUUCAGCUUUUGAUAAAUAAUGCUGGGAUGCUUGCGAAAUCACAUCGACUUACCGAGGAUGGGAUUGAUGAAAUGAUGCAGACAAACUACGUUGGUCCAUUUAUGCUGACCAGCAUUCUUUUACCUCUGCUGAAGAACAGCCAUGUACCAUCCCGAGUGGUUAAUCUAACAUCUUUCACACACAGAUGUGUGUCAGAAAUUGACGUGUCUGAAGAGGCACUACGAGGGGUGAAGUUUGGUCAGCGUUCAGUUGGUGGAAGUUACCCCUUAGCCUCUACUUAUGAGUAUACCAAGUUUUGUUUACUGAUGUUCUCAUAUGAACUUCAUCGACAACUUCACCUCCCUUCUGGUAUUUCUGUCAUGGCUGCCGACCCUGGUGUGGUAGAAACAGGCAUCAUGCGGGAGCUCCCUCCAUGCCUUUCUCGGUUCGCCUUCUUUGUUCUGCGUGUCAUGAAUCUCCUACAGAAGCCUGAUAUUGGGAUCGAUGCAGUCAUUGACGCAGCCUUGGCACCACCUGAAGCAUCUGGGAAGUAUUUCUUUGGAGGGAGUGGGAGGACCGUCAGGUCUUCUGCGCUGUCCUAUGACAUGGAGGCGGCCAAAAAGUUGUGGGCUGAAUCUUCAGCGCUGCUCCAGGAGCUGCAGCUUAGAGACUAUGAAUUUAGGAGGAACUGAACCAGCUUGUAAAUUUGAGAUAGUUAGAUGAAUUCACAAGGAAAACCUAACAGUAGAUGAUCAGUAGUUCACAGACCAUUCUUUUUUGGCCUGUCUUGCUGCGUAACUUUUGUUUUGUAGGCAAAUAACUUGGGAAAAAGGAGUUUCUUGUUUAAUCAAAGCUUGCUAUUGUAA